AUGGCGACACCGCCACCCUCGCAGUACGACGCCAUUGGCUCGCGCUACACGCACGCCUUCAAGGCCCUGCCGACCUCGGCCGUCGAGACGACCAACCUGCGCGCCGCCGUCGCGCCGCACGUGCGCGGCGCCCGCGCGCUCGACCUCGGCUGCGGCACUGGCUAUUACUCGCGCAAGCUGCUCGAGUGGGGCGCGGCGGCUGUCGUCGGCGUCGAUGUCUCGCCCGAGAUGGUCGCUGCUGCGAACAGCCAGCAGCAGCACGCGCCCGGUGGCGACGGUGACAAGAAGAGGCUGCGGUUUAUUGUUGGUGACGCCGUCUCGCUGGGCAGGAUAUCACUCCCCGAUGACAACGAAGAAGGAAAGCACGGCGCUUUCGACCUUGCUACGGGCGCCUGGCUGCUGAACUACGCCAGCAGCGCCGCCGAACUGACUCGGAUGUUUGCCACCAUCGCCGCGAACCUGCGGCUAGCGUCCGCUAAAAACAGCAGAGGCGGCGUGUUCGUCGGCAUCACGCCACCCCCCGUCGGCCGCGCAGACAUGGACGCGCUAGCGGCACGCACGAACAACCUCGCUACGGAUGCGGAACGCACCGCCGUGCUAGGCUACUCAGUCGCCUUCCUCGACCGCCUUGCGUCGGGCGAUGGGUGGAAAACCAAGAUGACUGUCUACGGUCCCGGUGGUGCUGGUGCUGGUGCUGGUGCUGGGGAGGACGUCACGUUUCAAAACUACCAUCUCGCCCGCGAGGUCUACGAGGACGCUGCUCGCCGAGGUGGUUUGAGCGGGCGUCUUGAGUGGCGCGCUGUGGAGAUGCCGGCGAUCUGCCUGUGGAAGUCGCUCCCAGAGUAG
This is a messenger RNA of Lasiosphaeria miniovina, 846 nucleotides long. RefSeq names its product S-adenosyl-L-methionine-dependent methyltransferase. NCBI's taxonomy places the organism in Eukaryota, Fungi, Ascomycota, Sordariomycetes, Sordariales, Lasiosphaeriaceae. The record is from RefSeq and is a predicted model, not a curated record. The transcript has 2 exons. The coding region runs from base 1 to 846 and encodes 281 amino acids.